CUGCAGGGAGAGAUGUGGAUGGAUACGUAAGAAUGGGAGAGAGAUCGGAGGGGAUACCGGCGAUAGCAACGGCGACGGCGGUUGAAUUUAUAGGCGACAACGCAGCUUUGAAAACGACGAUGGCGACUUUAGAGGUCACGAGCUUCAGCUCAAGUAAGAGUAAAAUGUCCACUGCGGGAAUGCGUGAGUUCGGUGCUCAAAACGUCGAUCGGUGGGGAAUUUCGCCGUUGCCGGCCGACUCCACGUCGUCCGUUUGGAGUGAGUCAACUUCGAGUGCGCGCCGCAAGCCAGACGAGGUCGUUUUCAGAGAUAUCUGAAGAUCGUUGGAUAUGCAGGAUGAGGAUUUUGAAACCGACAAUUCAGCUUACGUCCUCGGCAGUUUCAGCAGUAGAGAGAAAAUUCGAACGAACGAGCUUCGCGGAGACGCUGUAGCGAUCAUGGAAUCCAGCUCGGCGGCGAAAGAGAAAUCCAGUGAGGCUAAUCGUCGCCUUCGCGAGAAGGUGCCGGCAGGAAAUAUGCCGUCAGCGGCCGAGAUAGAGGAAUUCUUCGCGUCCAAGGAAAAGUACGAGCAGAAGAGGUUCCAAGAGAAGUACAACUAUGAUGUGGUGAAGGACGCGCCUCUAGAAGGUCGUUACCAGUGGGUUCGUCUCAAUAAUCCUUAGCUUAGUUGAUUGCUGACAGAUCGAGAUGAGGGUGGAUUAAAGUGAUCCAGAAAUUUCUGCUACUCCCUUUUAGGCAUGCAAUUACUAGUUUUUUAGUCAGUUGUAUGUACAGUUCUGUGAUUCACGAACCUUUCUCCUCCACUAGCUGAACUUCACAUUUCCAUUUCCACUUCCAAUUCAUACGAUUUCGGUCACUUUUGUUAAUACGGAGGAAUAUUUACCACAC
Messenger RNA from Cuscuta epithymum, 888 nucleotides. The record is from the annotation of a GenBank genome assembly. NCBI's taxonomy places the organism in Eukaryota, Viridiplantae, Streptophyta, Magnoliopsida, Solanales, Convolvulaceae.